Messenger RNA from Myiozetetes cayanensis, 8188 nucleotides. RefSeq names its product CXXC finger protein 4 (gene CXXC4). Gene Ontology annotation, cellular component: nucleus. Gene Ontology annotation, molecular function: methyl-CpG binding; zinc ion binding. Bases 13 to 1044 code for a protein of 343 amino acids. NCBI's taxonomy places the organism in Eukaryota, Metazoa, Chordata, Aves, Passeriformes, Tyrannidae. The transcript is spliced from 3 exons. The record is from RefSeq and is a predicted model, not a curated record.
GACCCGGCCACCAUGAACACCAACGUGUGCGUGGAGAGCGGCCCCAACCCCGAGGCGCCGGGGCUGCCCAAGGACAGCCACCUGCCCGAGGGGGCCCUCAACAGCCUUGUGGAUUACAACUCGGAGAUGGAGAGGUACCGCUCCUUCGCCACCUUCUACAAGACCAACGGCGGCGCCUUCCCCCAGGCGGCCAAGAUCGCCCGCAUCACCACCCCCAUCUUCCCCAGCGCCGCGGCCGCCGCCGCCGCCCGCAUCGGCAUGUCCCCCUGGAACUGCGACACCGCCACGGCCGCCGCCGCCACCGCCAUGCUCUGGGGCAGCGGCGGCGGCGGCGGCGCGGCGGGCGGCGCGAGGAAACCCUCCUCCUCCUCCUCCGCCGCCGCCGCCGCCGCCUCCGCGGCCGCCGCCGCCGCCUCCUCGCUGCACGCCGGCAGGGGCGGCAUGCACCACCGGAGCGACUCGCAGCGGCUGGGCAAGCCCGGCUGCCCGCCGGCCGAGCAGCCCGCCCUGCCCAUGGCCAACGGCAACUUCCUCUCCACGCUCGCCCCCGAGCACUGCCGGCCGCUGGCCGGCGAGUGCAUGAACAAGCUCAAGUGCGGCGCCACCGAAGCCGAGAUCAUGAACCUCCCCGACCGCGUCGGCACCUUCUCGGCCAUCCCGGCGCUGGGCGGCCUGUCCCUGCCCCCCGGGGUCAUCGUCAUGACAGCCCUGCACUCCCCCGCCGCGGCCUCGGCCGCCGUCACAGACAGCGCCUUCCAGAUCGCCAACCUGGCGGACUGCCCGCAGAGCCACGCCUCGGCCUCGCCCGCCUCCGCCGGCGGGGCCGGGGCGGGCAACCCCGCCAAGAAGAAGCGGAAACGCUGCGGGGUGUGCGUGCCCUGCAAGCGGCUCAUCAACUGUGGAGUCUGCAGCAGUUGCAGGAACCGCAAAACGGGACACCAGAUCUGCAAAUUUAGGAAAUGUGAAGAGCUUAAGAAAAAACCGGGCACUUCGCUAGAGAGAACACCUGUUCCCAGCGCUGAAGCAUUCCGAUGGUUCUUUUAAGCAGUAGUGUAUCUUAUUUUCAAGGCAGUCCGAAGUGAAUGGCAAGCUAAAGUCUUGUUUUAAGAAACUGCUUAGUCCACCAUUGAAGAAUAUACUCAGACACUAUUUUCAUUUAUGUAUAGGGGUUUCCUCAAAAGCAAAAGACAAAAAUCUGGGAGCCUGGGGAAUUGGCCAGCUUCUUCACAUUCAGUACACCGAUUCUUUCUUUGAUGUAACUUAGCUAUACUAGUGAAGUUGUUGUCUAUUUUUAAAGUGGCUGUAACAAAAAAAAAAAAAAAAAGUUUGGGUAAACCCCUGCUAUAAAGUCAUGUAUCUUUGAAAAGUAACAUAUCUAUACUUCAUUUUCAAAUAUAUGUGUUUCAGUACUGUAAACUGUACAGAUAGCCGCUUGUAUUUUGUGUGUUUAGACACAAGGAGACAAUCAUGUCUGAGCAUCAAUGGAGAUAAACGGUUUGUACACAACAGUGUGGUUCUGCGAGUUAAAUCCGGAGCAAUAAAUUCUAGCUUUAACUAUUAUUUUGCUAGUUGUUUAGCAUCAGCAGCAACAGCAGCACUGUUUUACCCUGCAUCCUUCCAUAGAGACUUGAUGCCAAGUUUUCCAAGAUAAAAAAGGUUGUGACGCAUCUAAGCAAUUACCUUCCGUUGUGGUGUUGUGAGAGGGGAAGACGUUACAUUUAAAAUUAAUCUUUCAAGCACUCUAUUAGAGUAGUGGUUUAUGCACUUGCAUUGCUUCUAAACGAGCUUUACAGAGGGAUAUCUCUCCAAAAAUGCUGUCCGGUGUCUGACUUAUUUUCCACUGUGCUCUGAGCUGGAGUGCCCAGCAUAGGUGGAUGUGCAAAACUAGUCAUCCAAAUAAAGGUUGUUCUAGGAUGCAAAGCAGAGUACUAGACUUUAGAAAAAAUGAUGACUCACCUUAAUUACCCUUCACCUACAAGAUCUUGUGUAGCAUUUUCAGUCAACGGAGUAGGCAUUUUAUAAAGUGGAAUGCCGUAUUUUUGGUUCAAGUGGAGCUCUUCACGGUUAAAUGAGUUUUGACAGUUGGACUGGUUUGGGUCGCACUUGCACUUGUGCUCAUUUGAGAGCCUGGAUAUUUUUGCAGUAUAAAAAUGAGGUGUUUUUUUUAAAAAAAUGCUUUUCAAAACAACCACUUCUCCCCACACAUUUCUUGGUCCACAGAUCUUGGAUUUGCUGAAUGACUGGUCCCUUAGGCCCCCAGAAAAAUGCUUAGCCGUUCUUCUUCCUGCUCUAGCUGCAUGGAGGUAAUGUCUACUCCAUAGAAAGGCAGCACACAGAGGGAUAUAACUCACAUGCUGUAAAAAAUAUGGAAGAUUCUAAACUUAGGGAUACUUAACAGCUGAUCAUCACUUUUUAUUGCUUGGCUUUGUCGUACCACUCACAAGUGAGAAGGCCAUGCCAUCAAAGUAAGUGAAUGCUGUUGUGCCAUGUGUUUGAUAGAUUUAUAAUUUUGUACGAGAUAGGACUACCAGUAGUUUCACAGACAAGGUGCUGGACACGGAAAUAACCAGUUAAUGUCGCACAGCACAUGCAAUUCUCCUACUGUUUCAGCACUUUCUCUGUUUUUUUGCUAAGUACUUCAGCCUUUGGCCCCUGGUCACGCUUACAUGGUGAAGCACAAGGGAUGGGUUGGGAAUGCUAUAGUGUGGGACCUGUGCAGGUGGGCAAGAUGCCAGCUUUGGCAAGUGAGGGAGCUCACAGGACUGGCAGGUGCUGGGAACAGCCCAGAAAGCGAAGACCAAGGGAUGGAGGAGGAGAAACCUCCAGAGGUCACAUGUGUGUGUCAGCAGGACUGGACAGAGCAUGGGUGACCCAGGGUAACUGGAGGAGAGUGGGCAGGCUGGGCUUACACCUGCAUCCUCAGCUUAGGGUCAAUGCAUGUGUCUAUGUCUUUGCGUCAUAUGACAUCACAUCCGUGGCUUCAGAAGUGGAGUGUCACACUUAAAAUGCUUCUAUCAUGGUGCCCCUCUUACGGUUUGUAAGAGAUCCUUAGUUAAAUACUCAUCCAGUGCCCAUUCAGUGAGCUUUAUGUCUGUUUGUACGGCAGCUGUGUACGGAUUUUUUUGUGUUUGAGACGUUUUGGUUAGGGCCUCUGUUACUGAUCACUAGACCAAUAUGAGCUCUGCAAGGUCUUCUCUACCAAAGCACUGAUAGAUUUACAAACUGAAGCCUUAUUUGCACAUCUGGCUGGUAAGCUUGCCUUGCUCUUUGGAAAACUCCGAUUGCUCUUACAGAAGCAGAGGCAAAGUUAAGUUCAGGCUACAUUAGGUGUACAAAGAUACUCAUAGCAAUGUACUCACUGUCUAAUACCCUAAUGUUGCAUGUCUUGAUAUGCUUUAUUUUUUUUUGUUGUUUUGUUGUUUUGUUUUAAAGAACUGAUUGGUCUGUAUAUUGUAAUUGUGGUGUUUGACAUGUCAAUUCAAAACUGUUAAAACAAACAAGCAAGCCUGUUGAUUACUGAAAAUGAACAAGAGUUGAUUUUUCUUUGAUUUACCCAUAUGGUUUUUCUUUUGGAUGUUGUUCCUUUGCGACCAUCAGGUUUUUAGAUUUUGCUGAAACAGUAUUUAUAUGAUGUAGCGUGCAUAGAGCAUUUUAAUUAGUGAUGUUUGAAGAAGGAAAUCCCUUUUCUGGCCUGUCUCUCUCUGCUGCCCUUCCCUCCUCCCCUUCCCCUUUAUAUACAUAUUUGUCAAUCUGAUUAUUGUCAAGUUCUAAUUACGAAUUCGUGCUUUUCACAAGAUCCAAUGCCAUUUUUCAGUGUGAAAAUUUAUAUUCUUCUCCAGUCUUCAUUCUCACAAUGAAAAAUGAAAACUAAGGGGGUGGGUAAAAAAAAAAAAAAAAGCAGAACUUUUGUCGUCUUCUAGGUGAGAGUGUUAAGCCUAAUGGAAGCAUUUUUGGCAUACCCCAGAUAAACUUACGAAAAAUUGUAAGGUUGAAAGGGAGGCACACAUACCCGUUCUGUCAAUUAAUAACAGACCCUCCCUAUGAGGGAAAAUACUCCCUUUUGUACAGACCCCCUGGUAUGUAAGUCCUACAAUUAAUGUUGAAGAAUGUAAAGUCUUUAAAUGGGCUAUAUCUGUAAUCAAAUAAUGAAGAAAGAAAGUAGUUAAAUGAACAUACCAUUCAGGGUCGAAUGCAUUCAGCAAAAAGCAGUAGUGGGUCUUUGAUCACGGUUAGAUGCAUAGUGAUAUCAAACAGUGGGUUCUCAUGUAACAGCUAAAUGUUUCAGAUUUUGUUUUUAUUAAAUUUGGCAGUUUCACGCUGAGCUCUACUGUAUUCUUAGUGAACAAAAGACAGCUCCUAUGUUAGAAAGUACUCCAUUUUCACAAAUGCAGGGAACUAGGAGGGUAUUUUCAGAAACAUGGGCCACAGAAAUGUACUCCUUUCACAGUGUUCUCCUAUUUCUGAACUGUGCAGUUAUCUAUUAAAUUUUCUAAUAGAUAUUUGUGUAAGGUGUAUGUAUGCUUGUGCAAUUAUGGAAAAAAAAACAGUUUUGGAAAACAGUGUAUUUAUGAAAAAAAUAAUCACUUAUGGGGCAUGUACAAAACUGUAUAAAAACAUUCAAUUUGCCCAGUAAAGUUGUUUUUGUGAUAUUUCUGUGUUGUUGAAUAAAGGACUUUAGUAUUCAAAAUAUCUCUCUUUUUCCAUAAACAGGUCCUGUUUGUGGGAUCUUAAACAAAGAAAACCUCCUUUAGGAAAGAACCCUCAAAAUGAGCGAGAAGGUCCAAAUGCUGACCUCAGUCUUGCUUAUGGGAAUGAAUGCUUAUGAAGUGAUGGUACAAUAGCUACAAAACUAAUUCCUUCUCAAUUGGCAAUUGAUGGAAACCCCAUAAGUUGUACAACUCAAGGUAACAUCAUACUCUGGAAUUUUUUACAUAGCAGAAAAAGUACUGCCUUUUUUGACUAGGAAUGUUACUUUGAGAUUUUUGAGGAUAUGAAAAGGUUAGUGAUAUAGGAGCAAGACUGAUUACAGAAAGGCCUUAAACCCUUUAGUGCAGACCUGUGUUGUAUAAAAAGAGUGGACUAGUGAGGGUGAUGUGAUAAAUUAGCAGUUAGCUUGGUAGGGAGAAGCAUGCAAAGGUGAAAUCUCAUCUGUAGUUCUUGCAGCAAACAAUAGUCCUGAGAAUAGAUCAUCCUGUUGCUGUUGGAGUAUUUGGAAUUAUGAAUAUGGUUUGUGAGAGAAUGACAGUAUUAUCUUCCUUUUCAUUUUACUGCUUCUCAGUUCAAAUUUCAGCUCUCUACCUGUCUAGAAAAAUAUACAUAUCUAAGGAAAUGGUUUUCACUUGACAUUUUGUUUCCCCAUACUACUUGCCAACAUUGAAGCAACUUCAGAUCGGUGAGAAAGUUCGUGACAGUGCCGGCAGCACGUCACCUGAUUUUGGUGAAAUUUGGAAUGUCAUUUUUCUGGAAAUAUCCCCUUAAUCAACAGAAAGUCUGCUCUCAGGUGCCAAAACAGAAUUUUUAAAGAGUUUGAAAAAUGAGGUAGGUCCUUUAGUAUGUGAGAUUCCUUCAAUGCCAGCUGAUUUUCCAGGGGGAGCCUUGGUGUAUCCUUUUGUUUUUUAAAGAAAGCAACAAAAGAAAAAGGAACAGAAGUGGAUUUUCCACUGAUCCUGUCUGCUCUUAUCGAAAUCCGUAAGGAUAUAUGUUCUUGGGAGACGUAGACUGCUCAUUAGACAAGAGUGAAUCUUGAGGUCUGUUUGAAGAGGAGGAAAAGGGCUGCCAGGUUGCUCAGGCAUACUCAGUGAUCUCUCUGGAUUAAAUAUAGAAUUCACAGGGAGGAAAAACAUUCAUUUCAUGAGACGGUCGAUUUGGAAGCAGGAAGAGGUCUCUGAGUUCCUAUUCCUUUAAUGCUUUCUCUUUCAACAUUUUUUCCCCUCAAGUAUUGUUUUAUACUAGUCUGAAUGAAAAAUGUCCCUCAGCUCUGGAGAAAUACUUGCCCCAGAUAUGAACCUUGCAGUUUCAAACUACCUCUAGUUUUUUAUAGCUGUUAUUUUUUAAUUUAGAAAAAAAAAAAACUAACCUAAAAAAUCCUCCAAAGAACAAGCGGGUAAUUCUUCAAAGCUGAAACUGGCAAACUUAUUACCGAGCCUGUUAAAGAAAGGAAAAUACCCUUUUGUGUGGAAGCUCAAUUCUUCGAGGCUGUGUUGGACUCAAUUUGGUUUUGCCACUAGCCAUUUCAGUGCUCUCAUAUAUUUCCAAGGAACAAGUCUGAAAUUACGAAUGGUCUGGUGAUACAGGGCAGUGUGUCUUCCGGGAGGCUCUAGUCCUCCCCAGGUUCCCAUGGGCUUUACCAGAUAGCUCAUGAAAUUGGAGGAUAUUGUAUAGGUGACUUAGUUAUAAGUUCGAUCUUACUCCACUGUAAGGAUCUACUCAGUUCACCAGCGUGCAUCGAGCGUGGAUAGACGGCCCCAAAAUCUAUAAAGGAAAGAAAUACUUCUCAGUAAUAACCACAGAACAUACAGUAAAGUGAGACCACUGGAACUACCCGAGGAAAGAAAGGUGAAGUUCCACAUCAGCAAAGAUGUCAGGAUCUGUUCCCACCGUAGCGUCAUCUCUGUUUGCCAUUUGGUUUUGAGGAUGGACACGUUUGGCUGGGUCACUGGGUCCUUCAGCAAAGCACUUCUGCCCACGGAAGGCAGAAUGAAGGAAAUGCUGGUGGCAAAAUGUAAUCUUGCUAGACAAGGAUCUAGACUGCCUAAAGUAUUUCCACUGCUCUUCUAAGUUCUCAGAUGAAUUAAAAGAUUGUCACAUUAUUAUUAAUUUAAUGAGCAGGAAUAGUUUGUCAUGCUACUGCCCAUUCCUGAAAAGGCGUUUUAGGAAUUAGCCUUAAUGGGUUAAUUUCCCAAUAAACUUCAAAGGUACUUCUUAGUCUAAUAUGACUUCCCCAUAACAGAAGAUGCUGUGACUGUGGGUUCAUUGGCCUGUAUUAGGCCUUGACUUGUAGUGUCAGGGAUCUUUGCUAGAAAAUAACUCAACCGAAUUCUGGUAGAAAGAUCUGCAGGUGAUGUGGUGUCAGUCAGAGCCUGGAUUCAGUGCAGUUCUCCCCAACUUGGGUUAUGGUGUGUUUAAGCAUCCUACGUUUGAAAAGAAAACACCUUUCUUCCCUUGCUCCUUUAAGUCUGCCCUCUUUACAGAGUUAGUAACACUGACCCUCUGUAAUUCUUCAGGUAAGCCCAAAGCAUUAGAAGAAAUACAUCUCUUUUUGGCUAGACACUUUCCUUUGGAAAGAUAAGGAAGAGUUAGUCCAGGUCAGAAACUCCUGAUGCUUGCCCAAAUCUCCUAAUGGGUCUUCUCUGUAUCGGAUGUUGCUUGUGAGCAAAGUCUGUACAUCAGCGUGACUAUCGGACACAACCCUACAGAAUAUCAACACUAAAGCAAACGGGACCCAGUGGGGAACGUUCCCACUGCCACCUCCCUGGUACAUGCAACAAACACAAGUUUAUGCCAGAUGUCCAACACCCCUUGCCCUCCCAGGGGUCAGGUUUGCUGUGCCCAGCAGAGAGGUGAACCUCCCCAGAUCUGAUGAACCCAUAGUGCGCUGGAGGUUUUUAAGAAGAGAGAAGGUUUAUGUGUCCAGACAGGGACUAGACUAUCUCGACCCACAUGUCUCACAUUAGCUUUUGAUUUCUAGCUGUGAGUGUUGGAGGCCUCCAAGCUUUGGGAGGAGGAGCUGGACUGUUGAAUAUACCUAGUCUCUUAUGUGCCUAUACUUUAAUAGUCAUACCUAGAGAUUGAUAGUGAAUUUGAGCAGCUGACGUGUUGACCGAGAAUGUACUGUUUAAUGCAAAAUUAUGACAACUGGCUUUCAACCUGUUUUUGGAGAAUUAGCGGGUAAAUAACCUGAUCUAAAGAAACCUGUCACCCACAUUAGAAACUGUGAACUAAUUAUUGCUUUCUGAUACUCUGCUCUUACUUGUUUUGCCUUUUUAUCCUGAUUGUUUGCAUUCCUAGGACUGAUUUGCCUUUCUGAUGCAAUGCCAUGUGAUCUGCUGAUUAAUUUUUGUGAGCAAUCGUAAACUCCAACCUAUGGCUGACUCGGUAUAUUUUUAUGCUACGCUCCAUAAACAUUCAUUCAUUUCUUAUGAUUACUGUGUGGAAACAGACUUUUACAGGCUAAUAAACUUGGAUUUGA